UGCCUGCACCCUCACUGCCAGACCUCCAGAGAAGAGAGACUCAGGACACCCAGCCCCAGACUCUCCCCAGGAGGAAGCUCACUAUGGCUCCAGCCCUCUGGCCAUGCUGACGGCAGCAUGCAGUAAAUUUGGUGGCUCCAGCCCUCUGCGGGACUCAACAACACUGGGCAAAGUGGGAGCAAAGAAGCCAUACUCUGUGGGCAGUGACCUCUCGGCUCCCAAAACCAUGGGGGAUGCCUACCCAGCCCCCUUUUCAAGUACCAAUGGGCUCCUCUCACCUGCAGGGAGUCCUUCAGCACCCACUUCGGGCUAUGCAAAUGACUACACUCCCUUUUCUCACUCAUUCCCUGGGCCUACGAGCACCCAGGAUCCUGGGCUACUAGUGCCCAAAGGGCACAGCUCUUCUGACUGUCUUCCAAGUGUCUACACCUCCCUGGACAUGGCACACCCCUAUGGCUCCUGGUACAAGGCAGGCAUCCAUGCAGGCAUCUCACCAGGCCCAGGCAAUGCUCCUAGCCCUUGGUGGGACAUGCACCCUGGGGGCAACUGGCUAGGUGGUGGUCAGGGCCAGGGUGAAGGGCUGCAAGGGACACUGCCCACAGGCCCUGCUCAGCCUCCACUGAACCCCCAGCUGCCCACCUACCCAUCUGACUUUGCCCCCCUUAAUCCAGCCCCUUACCCAGCUCCUCACCUCCUGCAGCCAGGGCCCCAGCAUGUCCUGCCUCAAGAUGUCUAUAAACCCAAGGCAGUGGGCAAUAGUGGGCAGUUGGAGGGGAGUGGUGGAGCCAAACCCCCAAGGGGUGCAGGCACUGGGGGCAGUGGUGGAUAUGGGAGCAGUGGGGCAGGGCGUUCCUCCUGUGACUGCCCCAAUUGCCAGGAGCUAGAGCGGCUGGGGGCAGCUGCAGCCGGGCUACGGAAGAAGCCCAUCCACAGCUGCCACAUCCCCGGCUGCGGCAAAGUGUAUGGCAAAGCCUCACACCUGAAGGCCCACUUGCGCUGGCACACGGGGGAGAGGCCCUUCGUCUGCAACUGGCUCUUCUGUGGCAAGAGGUUCACUCGUUCAGACGAGCUGGAGCGCCAUGUACGCACUCACACCCGGGAGAAGAAGUUCACCUGUCUGCUCUGUUCCAAGCGCUUUACCCGAAGCGACCACCUGAGCAAACACCAGCGCACUCAUGGCGAGCCAGGCCCUGGCCCCCCUCCCAGUGGCCCCAAGGAGCUGGGGGAAACCCGCAGCACGGGGGAAGAGGAGGCCAGCCAGACCCCCAGACCUUCCACCUCACCUGCACCCCCAGAGAAAGCCCCUGGAGGCAGCCCCGAGCAGAGCAACCUGUUGGAGAUCUGA
Messenger RNA from Orycteropus afer afer, 1345 nucleotides. The record is from RefSeq and is a predicted model, not a curated record. Lineage: Eukaryota; Metazoa; Chordata; Mammalia; Tubulidentata; Orycteropodidae.